AUGUCGGAGUACUUUCAGCGGUUUUUCAAGUACAUCGUCAAUCCGGAAAAACGAACAUUGAAGCUUCCGGACAGUCUAAACCAUCAAUACAGCCACCGUACACCUGUUGAGUGCACCCUAACCACUAGAGAAGGUCGUAGGCAUAUCGUGACAUUGAGAGGCAAUCGUUUUCGCGUGUAUUUUGAUGAAGGAUGGCGAGACUUUGUGCAUGGUGAGGACAUUAUGGUCGACAACUGUUUAUGGUUCGACCGCACGUCCUUUACGGAUUUCAUAGUGACAGUGCACGGGGAGGACCAGGUGGAGCGGGAUCUUCGCUACCGGUAUACACUAGAAAUAAAGAAAUGCCACGUGGAACGUGUUUUCGACAUACACGCGAAGACCGUUUACCUUCACGAGGAUGAUCGUGAGGAAGCACUUGAGGUUUGGGCAUUAGCAGAACAUUAUUGUAGCAACAAUCCUGAGCCUCUGUGGGAAACCUUGAAGAUAAUUUUCGAGCCACUAGGGCUUGACCCAUAUCCUGGUGAAAUGAGGGCGAGAGAUGAACGUAACCUUCGCAAACUUGACCAAGUUAUUCGCGAGUACUGGGCCGAAGAAAGACGUAUGGCAGCACAACGAAGAAGGAGAGGAAAUUGAAGAUUCUUGUCGCAUAUGUACUUCUAAGAAUAAAGACUUUUCUUGCAUUGUCGAACAUUUGUAAUCUUUAUGGGUGUAUGUAC
This is a messenger RNA of Striga asiatica, 716 nucleotides long. The record is from the annotation of a GenBank genome assembly. NCBI's taxonomy places the organism in Eukaryota, Viridiplantae, Streptophyta, Magnoliopsida, Lamiales, Orobanchaceae.